AUGAGCAAGGCGAAGCAAGCGCAACUGGCGUUGGAGGAGGCUUCGAGGCGGAUACAACCCGAACGCGCGACGACGGAGGAGAUGUACGACGCCGAGGAAGAUUGGACGGAUAAGUCGCAGUAUUACCCCACGGUGCUCACACGAAGUUCGCGCGAGGUCGAUGUCGGUGCCGUAGGCGAUACGGUUCGCGAAUCGACCGAGGACAAGUACGUGGUGCUUCAACUGCCGUCGGAUUUACCGCUUCGCAAGCGCAUCGCGAGCGAGGAGAUGGACGUGGACGGCGUCGUCACGCUCAGAGACGAUGAUCCAGACGACGAAGAUUCGGGUAUGGUGCGUGGCGUGUCCGAACUCUCCAAUGGACAGCUCGGGGAAUUGAAGAUUCACGCCGACGGUUCGGCGAAGCUGUACAUUGGAAACGCGGUGUUCGACGUCAUGCGAGGAACGCCGUACCAACACUCGGAGCAGCUCGCUCGAUUAGAUGGGGAUAGGCAACAGUGCGUCAUCAUGGGACCGACGAUCGCGCGCAUGACGUGCGUGCCGGACGUGACGCAGCUUUUGCUUUGA
Molecule: messenger RNA, 564 nt
Organism: Ostreococcus lucimarinus CCE9901
Lineage: Eukaryota; Viridiplantae; Chlorophyta; Mamiellophyceae; Mamiellales; Bathycoccaceae
Exons: 1
Coding region: 1-564 (187 amino acids)
Biological process (GO): transcription by RNA polymerase III
Cellular component (GO): RNA polymerase III complex
Molecular function (GO): DNA binding
Source: RefSeq, a predicted model, not a curated record